Candida dubliniensis CD36 is the source of this 1632-nucleotide messenger RNA. RefSeq names its product karyopherin alpha. Gene Ontology annotation, biological process: NLS-bearing protein import into nucleus. The record is from RefSeq and is a predicted model, not a curated record. NCBI's taxonomy places the organism in Eukaryota, Fungi, Ascomycota, Pichiomycetes, Serinales, Debaryomycetaceae. Bases 1 to 1632 code for a protein of 543 amino acids. The transcript has a single exon. Gene Ontology annotation, cellular component: cytoplasm; nucleoplasm; nucleus. Gene Ontology annotation, molecular function: protein binding; nuclear import signal receptor activity.
AUGGAUUCUGACGCCACUAACAGAUUUGUCCCCGAAUAUCGCCGUACUAAUUUUAAAAACAAGGGCCGUUUCCAGAGCGAUGAGUUGAGAAGAAGAAGAGAAACACAUCAAGUUGAUUUGAGAAAACAAAAGAGAGAAGAAGUGUUAGCCAAAAGAAGAAACUAUGCCAAUCAAGGUAACGAGUCUGAAGAUGAAGAAGAGUAUAAUCCCACCGCCAAUAGUGACGAGAACCAAUUCUACAACAAAUUGAAACAAGAUUUGCCCAAGAUGCUUGAGAUGAUCCAGGCACCAGACUUUGAUAGCCAACUCGCAGCUACAGUUAAAUUUCGUCAAAUCUUGUCGCGUGAACAUAACCCACCGAUUGAUUUGGUCAUCCAAAGUGGAGUAAUCCCAACUUUGGUUGAGUUUAUGAAGGAGGACCACCCUGAUAUGUUACAGUUGGAAGCAGCGUGGGCAUUGACCAAUAUUGCCUCUGGAGACUCAGCACAAACCCGAGUUGUUGUUGAAGCCAAUGCGGUGCCAUUAUUUGUCCAGUUAUUGUAUUCGCAAUCUCUUGAGGUCAAAGAGCAAGCCAUCUGGGCUCUUGGUAAUGUUGCUGGUGAUUCUUCUGACAAUAGAGACUAUGUUUUAAGCUGCAAUGCCAUGGAGCCGGUCUUGCAAUUGUUUAACUGCACCAAAAUGUCAUUAAUUAGGACUGCAACCUGGACGUUGUCGAACUUGUGCCGUGGUAAGUCGCCACAGCCAGAUUGGAAUAUUGUAUCACAAGCAAUCCCAACUUUGGGGAAGUUGAUUUAUUCUGUUGAUGCUGAGACUUUGGUCGAUGCGUGCUGGGCCGUCUCGUACUUGUCUGAUGGUACAUCUGAGGCGAUCCAAGCCGUUAUUGAUGCUCGAAUCCCCCACCGUCUUGUUGAAUUAUUGGGACAUGAUUCUACGUUGGUGCAAACUCCGGCUUUGCGAGCCAUAGGAAAUAUUGUUACCGGAAGCGAUUACCAGACGCAAAUUGUCAUUAAUGCCGGGGUGUUGCCUGCAUUAGCGCCAUUGUUAAACUCUACCAAGGACACAAUCAGGAAAGAGGCAUGCUGGACAAUUUCCAAUAUCACUGCCGGUACUACUGAUCAAAUCCAAGCAGUCAUUGAUGCCAACUUGAUUCCACAAGUGAUUAGAUUAUUGAUCCAUGGAGACUACAAGACGAAAAAGGAAGCAUGCUGGGCAAUUUCGAAUGCUUCUUCCGGUGGGUUGACCAAACCUGACCAAAUCCGUUAUUUGGUAAGCCAAGGAUGUAUCAAGCCAUUGUGUGAUUUAUUAUCGGUUGCUGAUUCCAAGAUAAUCGAGGUUACAUUAGAUUCCUUAGAGAACAUUUUGAAGAUGGGAGAAAUGGACAAAGAGGCUAGAGGCGCUAGUGUUAACGAGUAUGCUUUGUUCAUUGAAGAAGCUGGUGGCAUGGAAAAGAUUUUUGAGUGUCAAAACAACCCCAACGAAAAGAUUUAUCAAAAAGCAUUUAGUAUCAUUGAAAAGUAUUUCUCUGAUGACGACGGUCAAAUCGAUGACGAAAACAUUGUUCCUGAAAGUUAUGGCAAUUCAUUUGGUUUUGGUAUGGAUGCCAACCAACAACAACAAAACUUUCAAUUUUAG